Mya arenaria is the source of this 1959-nucleotide messenger RNA. RefSeq lists its product as uncharacterized. The transcript has 4 exons. The record is from RefSeq and is a predicted model, not a curated record. Lineage: Eukaryota; Metazoa; Mollusca; Bivalvia; Myida; Myidae. The coding region runs from base 1 to 1959 and encodes 652 amino acids. Gene Ontology annotation, molecular function: DNA binding. Gene Ontology annotation, biological process: DNA recombination; DNA integration.
AUGGAUGGAACAUUUGAAGAACUAUUUAAUGACAAUGAUGAUGACUUAUUUCGGGAUUUGGAAUUAACAUUUAGUGAUUGUAAAGCAUCUGACAAUUCAACAAAACAUGAAAUCAAGGAAUUGAAACAAGAACAGAAGGAAGAAGGAGAACUGAAGGAAGAACAAGAAGAUUGUAACAGGUUUAGAAGGGUAGGCGAGGAAGACAUAAAGGUUUUUGAAGAGUCUCACCAGUCAAAGAGAACAAGAGAAAACACAAAAUGGGCAGUAAAGGUAUUUCAAGAUUGGCAUAGAUCUAGGUAUGCUGAGCCUCUAAACACGUCUACUGUCUCAGAAGAGUCACUUGGCCAGAUUUUGCGCAAGUUCUACUGCGAAGUCGCCCCGCAGCCAUCAGAAAGGCGCUCAAAGGCUUUCGGAGCUGGGUCUAAGGUGUACCACAAGAAUAGUAUGAAGAACAUACGAUCUGGUCUGAACAGACAUCUGACCGACCUUGGCCGCAACAUGGACAUUGUUCAUGGCACAUCAUUUAAGGCUGCAAAUCGCACACUUGAUGGCUUCAUGAAGGAACAAACUAAGGCCGGACUUUCCCGACCCACACACCACAAGCCUAUCAUCGAGCAAAGCGACCUUGAAACCAUUUCCAGGUUCUUCGCCAAUGCUCCAUGCUCUCCAAUUAUUCUUCGACAGUGUGUAUGGUUCCAACUUGCUCUCCACUUCGUGUCACGCGGCCUUGAAUUUCAUCACCAGCUUCAAAUCGACUCCUUUGAGUUUACUGAAGACCAUGAUGGAAUUGAGUAUGUCACCCUGAAGCACGAGACGCAGCAAAAAAAAUUCCAGGGUGGGCUAACCAAGGAUGAGGCUCCAUCAGACCGCAGAAUGUAUACGACAGGUGGCCCAUGUUGUCCAGUAGCAAUGUUAAAGUUACUCAUCAAUAAAACCGACAAAUCGGCGCCUAUGCUGUUUAAUGCCUGCAUCAAGGAUGCCAUCGCAAGACCUGAGGCAAAUGACAUUUGGUUCACCAAUGCGCCACUGUCAAAGCGGUCGUACAGCAGUUUCAUGGCUGACAUUUGCAAAGCAAGCAAAACAACAGGUUGGUACACCGCGCACAGUGUCAGGGCCACAGCUAUCCAAGCAAUGAACGACAGUGGCUUUGAAGCUCAUCAUAUUAUGUUCAUGUCCGGGCACAGGAAUGAGGCAUCAUUAAAGUCGUAUUGCAGGGCACCCAGCAACGUCCAGAAGAAAGAGCUCAGUUCAUCACUGAGUCUUCUCGCGUCCUCUGGCUGUACUUCCGCAAAAGCUCCCAUUGAUAAAUACGUUACCCCACCCACCGCCACAGUCGUUUCAUCCGAUGCUAUGGAAGACUCUCCCCAACAACAGUCACGGGUCGAUAUAGUCUCCAUUGUGGUGAUUGCACCUUCUGACCCCAACACAGACCCUCAGUCCUCAGUCAACCCCAUCGUCCGCCUAGUUCUCCAGAUCGCCACCGUCUUCAUCCUCAUGGCCUUCAUAGUUGGCUGUGUGGUCAUCUUUCAUCAUAGAUACCAGGUGCACCAUUCCAAGGUUAAAGUUAAAGAUAUGCCGAGCAACGAUAACAACGCCAAGGUACAGUUUGCCGUGUACCAAAGCUCCAAUUCAAGUCUAAACACGACAAUUCCUGACAAUCCUGCUAGCCCAAGUCAGGUUACACUUGAUAACGACCAUCUCACAGUUCCACAAUGGAACUACGCCACCGGGGCAGGCUUUGUUAAAUCCCCGAGCAGUACGUCACUAAACACAAUAAACACGCGCAGAGGUUCAGUAUAUUCCAACCAGUCGCAGAGAAGGAAAAUGGUGGUAGUUAAGAAAUCCUUAGAUACCAAUCAAAGACCUGGAUGGAAUGCACCGCCAACGCGGCCUAAACGGACAUCGUAUAACCCAUUUAGUGGUUGGAAACAAAAGGUGCAAGAAAGCAAACGUGUGUGA